CUUUCCAGCAGCAGGCCAACUAGUAGGACUCGAAUCGCGCCAGGGAGUACACCAAAAUGUGAGCCUGAUCGCCGUUCACGGACUAUCACAAUGCACACGCCUUGAGCUUCGACUGAUCGCAGUGGAAUCGCGGAUUUGUAUGAAAGACGCAAAUAUUGUGUUCAGUACAGUGUGUUGUUGGUUAUAUGCUCACAAGUGUUCAGAGAGAGAGACCCAUUUGAGGUUGAACGUGGUCAGAACAAAAUGGCAGCAGAAUCCUCUUUACAUUCAUUUUAUUAGUGAUCCAUUUAAUAAUACAACAUUGAUGAUCAAUUGUAGAAAAUCAUCAUAAGUUUGCUGCUCACACAGUUUCUUUGCUUGCUGUUAGACACACUUGACAAAUCAUCAUUAUUUUACACUAAUAUAAAGCUUUCACUAACAUUUUAUUUUACUAAUGAAAGAAAACUAAUUUUCCAAGUUUUUAUUGUGCAAUUUCUUUAACGUGCAAACACUAUAACAGUGUUAGAAAAAAAAUAGAACAUUUUGAAAUUUGUUUUAUAUUUUUUAUGCAAAACUGUGAAUAUCAUUUAAAUAAAAUUAAAUCCUUUUCACUAGUUUUCUUAUUGAAAUAUGGUUGAAUUUAAAAAUAUAUUAAAAUUUAUUUGAUUUUUUGUGCAAUAAAUUACAUUAAUGCUCAAAGGCUUAUGAUCUCAAAAUAAAUAAAAUCUCCUUUUAAUUUUAAAUUUCUAAUUAAUUGAUUAAUUUUUUUUUUAAUUAUUGACCCUACAAAAAUCUUAAAUUUCAUUAUCCUUACUUGGAGCUAAAAUUUCCAAGAUUCUAGAAAGAAAUCUUGCGGUUGCCACAUGCCAAGAUCAUCCGUAUGAGAAAAACAAAAUGCCGUAUUUGAACAAUUAAUUUCUCAAGAAAGUAACUAUUUCAUCAAAUCAGACUUUAAACAUGAUAAGAAACGGAAAUUUGUGUGUUUAAAUAAACACCACAUAUUCAACACGAAGGAAGGAAUAUUAUAUUUACAAUUUGUGGUCUUAUCUUAUUUAUAUUCCUCGUGCGACAUUACAUAAGGACACUUUAUUAAAUCACCAUUUUAGUAUGGUUUGAUAGUUACGUUUUUAUACAUAGGCAAAAGGCAAACAUCCCAAGUAAAUAGAAAAUUUAUAUUGUAGGUAAGAAACACACAAAUGCGCUAGAAAUAUAAUCUUAUCAAACUAUCUAAAUAAAAUUCAAACAAUCUUCUCUACAAAUCAUAUGAUGUUAGAAGGAUAAAUGAGAUGAAGAUGUUACAUAAGAUAUAGCAUACGAGUAGAUUUAAAUUGGUCCAAAAUCAUUCUGCGAGUUCUAUAACAUAUUAUACAAAUCAAUGAGACAUUCGGCGAACGUGCUUCGAAAAUAAUUAAAAGAAAUUGCUCAAAGCUAAAAUCAUUCAAUGGAGAUCUUCUUUAUGUUGGUUACCUGAGAAGAAGUUUUUCUUGGGUGUUUUAUUGCACUGUGACGACCAUGACUAAGGGCUGGUGUCCUCUCUCCAUCGCAAUGUCGUCGAUUGUUGUUAGGAAAACUGAAAGGAAUGAUCUUCCGAGUAUAAUUGAAAUGAUUCAAGAAUUGGCAGACUAUGAAGAAAUGCCCAAUGGACCCCAGCUGAAGUUGGACGAUUUAAUUCGCGACGGGGGUUUCGAUUCACCGCAGAAUUCCGUUUUCCACAGUUUCAUAGCCGAAGAGGUUACCACGUCAUCCAAAGAUCAUCCUAUGACCCGGAAACCAAUUGGAUAUGCAAUUUGCUUCUUCAGCUUCUCAACAUGGGAGGGAAAGUCCCUUUUCCUUGAAGACAUCUACAUCCGACCACAGUACAGGCAGCAGAAAGCUGGUUGGAAAUUGUUUAGAGAAGUGGUUAAAUUUGCACGAUCGACAAAUUGUGCCCGAUUAGAUCUUCAUGUUCUGGAAUGGAAUAGUCCAGCGAGGAAUUUCUACAAAAAAAUGGGCGGAAUUGAUCUCACUGUGGCUGAAAAAUGGAAUUUAGUACGUUUUGACAAAAAUGUAAUGGAAAAUAUAUUGAAAGAAUAAUUUCAUUUAAUGUAAAAUGAGAUGUAGGAAAUUCUAGCUUCAAUAAAUGAAUUUAUUUUUUUUUAUAAA
This is a messenger RNA of Lutzomyia longipalpis, 2121 nucleotides long. Its product is annotated as thialysine N-epsilon-acetyltransferase. The transcript has 4 exons. Gene Ontology annotation, molecular function: N-acetyltransferase activity. The record is from RefSeq and is a predicted model, not a curated record. NCBI's taxonomy places the organism in Eukaryota, Metazoa, Arthropoda, Insecta, Diptera, Psychodidae. Bases 1492 to 2052 code for a protein of 186 amino acids.